Pestalotiopsis fici W106-1 is the source of this 1389-nucleotide messenger RNA. RefSeq lists its product as uncharacterized. The coding region runs from base 1 to 1389 and encodes 462 amino acids. Lineage: Eukaryota; Fungi; Ascomycota; Sordariomycetes; Amphisphaeriales; Sporocadaceae. The transcript has 4 exons. The record is from RefSeq and is a predicted model, not a curated record.
AUGUUUGCACCGUUUCUGCUCAUGGCUAGCUGCCUCGUGCUGGGAGGUUUUUCCAAGCCAGUAGGAGUCGAUGUGGUAGCAAGUCGGUUCGAACACACAGCGAUAGACUUGCCUGUGGCAAGUAGAGGGUUGCAGAAACGCGACGCAGAUGUUGCGUUUGAUCUCGGAUUCCGUGUCACGGACAAGACGUUGUUCUCAGGCACGUUCAAUACGCCAAACGGCGAAUCCGCAACAUUGUCCCUCAACUGCGUCGACUGCCAUACAUGGGGAACCAUUACUGCGUCGGCUUUGUUUCCAGACAGCUUUGGUGAUCUCCUAGACGACUUUGGCGAUCUGAACCCGCUCAACGACGUCAGCCUGGCCUUGGGAUUCAGUGGCGUGGGAGCUCGGGUCCAGGUUGACAUGUCUGCUGCUGUGGACGGAACAGUCAAGAUUCCCCUUUUCGUCUCAGAGACGCCUCUGGGUAUUGCGAUUCCUGGUACGCAGAUUGGUAUUGUCUUCUCGGUUGACUUGGUACUUGGUCUCUCGGGAGAAGUGGCAACCAAUGCUGGCUUUGAAGUCGUCUUACCGGAUUCAUCUUCAUUUGCACUCUCUUUGGAUCCUUCGAAAGAUGUUGUUGCUGAUUUUAAUGGUAUUGCCACCAGUCUUCUUCCGAUCACCACUGAGAUCCCGGCGAAUUUGACAAUGGCCCUCCAGCUUAGUGUGGAGGCAGGAGUAGAGCUGAGCGCGGCUGGGCUGUCACCUGCAUUAACGGCGUUGGCUGGAGCCCUGAUCAAUAUCCCCGAAGUGACAAUCGGUGAGGGCUUUGCAACGAAUGAGACCUGCCUACCAGUAUUUGCAGACAUUAACAUCAACGCGGGCGCCUCGGUCGACAUUGGCGCGGAUAUAGCCGGCUUCGAACUACCGGGCAUCAAUCCGGCAGUGUCGACGACGUUUAUCGAUUUGGCGACGAGCACUUGCUUCGGUGAUCAGACAUUGUCGCCACCUACCGCGACUACCAGUGUUAAUGCGAGUGUCGUCUGCCCCGUCGCGCUCGCGACCCAGACGAUUACUACCACGCCGACGCAGUCCCUCAUAGCUUGCGCCGUGUCCGAGGUGCUGUGCCCGGCAAGUUUGACGCAGGUGAUCCUCGCAGAGGCAACGCAGACCAUCACGACGUCAAGUUGUCCCCUUGGGCCCUGGGGUAAUAGUACCAUGUAUGCCCAGACAGCGACGGCACUUGGUCUUGGUACGGGAACACUAGCAGCCAAAGCCACAUCAGCGCCGUCACUCAAUGUAAAACAAAAAAUGCCACUGCCCCUCCGACCAGGUCCGGGGUUCUUUCCGAUGGCACCGUCUCCGCUCCCUACACAAAGGUAUCCUAUGCAGCCUAGGCAGCCACGGCAGUAG